AUGGAGGUGGCGGCGGCACAGGAGGCAUCGAAAUCCGCGCCAUCGGCUGACUCGUACAUCGGGAGUCUAAUAAGCUUGACCUCCAAGAGCGAAAUCCGGUACGAGGGGGUGUUGUUCAAUAUCAACACCGAGGAAUCCAGCAUCGGACUGCAAAAUGGUACCGGAUUUUCCCCGAGUUCGCCCCCCCCCCCCCCCCCCCCGCCUUUCUAUCUUUCCGUCUAUUUUUUACUUUUUCAUUCUUCUGAUGUUUGAGGCUGUUCUUGUAGUUUUCAUUAAGAUCCUGGCUUCUUUUUCAUGAUUUUUGGUUUCUAAGUCUUCUUUCUGUUUUGGUCGGUUGUCGAUUAUUAAAAUUUCGUUGUUUCUUGGCCAUGCCUGGGGCGUGCAGAGCCGAUAGAAAGGGUCGUAUUAUGUACUGCUCAUAUCAUUAUUAUAAUUGUGGAGAUCAGACAGCCGAAAAAAAUAGGUCCGAUUUGUGUGCUAGUACUACGGUAUGCAUCGCUUAAAGUCUCUUCUGUUGCUGCGAGGCAAUAGGUAAACUGACUACAAUGUCAAUGUAGUACCGCAUCUUCCUGCAUUUAUAAACAUGUUAGCACACUAUGUGCUGGAAGAGGGUUCUAUUUACCUCGGGAAAACUGAUUGCUGCACGCAAGACAGUGUAACCGCAUCUUGUUACGUUGCUUUGUUAUUUAUGUUAUCGUAUGCAACAAAGAGUGAUUGAAUUUUUAUGUUUUUGCAUUGAUCUGGCAGUGUCGUCUUUUGGAACCGAAGGUAGAAGAAAGGAUAGAAAACAAGUUCCUCCAAGUGACAGAAUCUAUGAGUACAUACUCUUUCGCGGAAGUGAUAUCAAGGUGGGGGAAUAACGCAGUUUAUGCUCUUAGUGGCAUGCCAUUCUUACAUAAUAUAGUUAUCUUUGGAAAUUGCGCACAUCUUGAUUAUUAUUACCUUGCCAGGAGAUUAAGAACGCAAGUCAAUAUUUAUUAUCUCAUUAUAUAAAUAUUUAUUUGAAUCAUUUCUCAAAGAUAUCGAGAAUAUGCGUUAAGAUGGCAAGAAUGCUCCAUGCAUUUUUCCCACACAGGAUGGCUUUUCUUUCAUAGAGAAAGAUGCUACUUUUCUUAUUUUUGACGAUGCACUUCUCGGUAAAUACUUUAUGAUGAAAUCUGUUAUUAUAGAGUCCGAUUGUCCCAUUAUGUUAUAUGGUAUUUAUUUCAAACAUGCUAUUAGAUUCUAUGCUGUUGCUCAUUCGGAUAGAAAAUAUAUGAUUAAUAACUUCCAACUGAUUUUUUAGCUUUUAGAUACCCAUGCUUUAUGUUUGAUUACGAAUACCAUUGAUAAGCUAUUUUUUCUGAAUUGGUUACCCACGAAAAACUUUCUGGUAUUAAUUCUUGCUCAUCAAUACUGGUAGUUGAACUUUCAAAGAAUUUGUUGUGAAUGCAUUCCCAUCUAAGAUGUUUUGAAGUUACUAUUUACGUUAUGUAAUUUACUAAAUGUUUAACUCAGGUUUUAACAAACAGUUAGAAAAAUAAAUGAUAAUUUUAAUAAUAAUCAGAUACAAAAAAUGAAUUUAUCAUUCGUGCGGCCAUUCUUCUUCGAAAUAAAUUUCCAUCCCCCAAAUAAUAUAAAUGAUUAAUACUUGUAUUUAAAAAUAGAUAUCAGCUCUCAGGUAUACCUCAAAAUAUCUCAAUAAGUGAAAACAUCAUUAUUGGUUGAGUAGCUUGAUCACAUCGUUAUCUUCAAUGGGAGCAUAGCUUAAACUAGGCUAACCUUGGUCCCGUACCUUGUUGCCUAGGGAGUAGUGUAGUGAGCUGUUACCUUAGCAACCAUGGCUUUUGCAGUUUGAAUGCAUGCCUUUUUUCUUCCCUAUUUUCUUUAUUAUCCUGUCCUCUUCUUUUUUCUGUGGUUUCAAAUACGGUUGAAUUCCAUUGCACAAGUGGCAAAAACUGUCAUCAAAGGGCUCAUAUUAUGCGGAAAUGUUCGAUUCUUAUUUUGAAUUAAUUUGAUCAAAGCUGACUUAGUUUUUAAGCUUUAUCAGAUCCAAUACCCCGAGUUUGAGGGGGCCACAGUUUAUUAUAAUAAAAGGUGUAAGUUUUGUUUCAAUCGACAAACGGGAAGCCCAUCAGCAUGUGAUGGUACACCGUUAUUAGUUGAUCUUGUUUUGGGAGCUUAGUUUGGGUCCCAUCAUUCUUUAUUGAGGAUUACUGGUGGAUAUUAUAGAGGACAUAAGAGGAUUUAUAUAGGUUCAUUGUUCUCUGUAAGUAGUUCUGGACAUAUUCAAAUGCUUUCCAGUUGUAUUUAAAGUUUCAGGAGAUGCUUACAGCUUAAUCUUCGUGCAUAAAGUGAGGACUCACAUAAUUAAUGUGUUCUUAUCAUACGAUUUGAUUCUCAGAUCUUGUGAUGUGUAGACUCGCGUCUUGGUAACAUAACACUGGUACCUUGAGAGAUAAUCCUAACCUUUCUUUUUGUCAUUGUUGAUUGCAGGAUUUGCAGGUUAAAUCCUCGCCAUCUCAAACGGCACCUUCAGUACACAAUGAUCCGGCUGUCAUUCAGGUAGAGUGCAGUCCACUCUCACAUUUGCUGACCCUGAUAUGGUCUAUCGUGCCAAUGUCUCUAACUUUUAUCUUCUUCAGUCACACCAUCCUCGUCCAGUUGCUCCAGCUUCCAUAUCUGCACCUUCAGCAGGAAGGGAAACUGUUGCCGAACUUAGUUCGCAUACGGCACUGGAUGGAGUCCACAUUCAGGUACAGUAUGGUUCAAUUCUCACCUACGCAGAUCAUGAAGGCCUUCCAUGUUAAUCCCUCUAAAUUUCUUCCGCAGACUAACUAUUCUCGCCCAGUUGCUCCACUUUCUACAUCUGCUGUGCUCCCUUCAGUUGGAAGUGGAGUUGUCCCGGAGCUUAGUUCUUCUCACACAGCGCGGACUGGUGCUCCACCAUCUACUCAGAGUGUUCCCCCUCUAUAUCAACCUACUGCAUAUGGUCCAGGGCUUGCUGUGCCAACGUACUUGCAGGGAUUCUAUGCAUCCAGCACCCCCUCAGGUGGCUUGCCUCAUUUGCAGCAGCCACCAUUGCUUCGUCCGCUGGGCCAACCACCUGGCCUACCCUUGCCUCCUUCCAUGCAGCAGCCUUUGCAGUAUCCUGCUAUGAAUCCAUCAGUACCUUCUGGUUCCCCAUAUUUACCUGGAGUGAGUGCAUCUCCAUCAUUCUCAAGUGCUUUGCCAAGGAUCAGUCCCACACCUUCGUCUCAUCCAAAUCUGCCCGGAACUGGCGCACCACAAUCGUCUGGAUCAAACACGGCUUUGCCAUCUGUUUCUACUAACUUACCCGAGUUUCCUCUAUGGCCACCUGUGGGCUCCGGCCAAAGUUUAACCUCUUCUAAGUUUCCAAGUUUCGCUGAGGCUUCUAGUUUAGCUCUUGCUCCGUCAGCAGGCAUGUUGCUAAGUACGCCCCCUUUCACCUCUUUGCCUUCAGCUGCAGCGCCUGUUGCUAGUUUGCCCCCCUUUCCAUCAUCUUUAACCUCUCCUCUGUCCUCCAUAGUAGGACCCACAUCCGAGCCCAAUAGUACUCCACGUGUUGAUUUGGCUCAGCAAGCAACAUCUCUGUCUGUCUCAUUGACCUCUGGAUCAUCCAGUUCGUUCCCAACUGAGACGUCAGGGGCCUCUCUAUUGCCAUCUGGUCAGCCAUUGCAACCUGGGCCAGCAGCUGUUUCUUCAAGGCAGCCAUUGCAGAUUCGGCAACAGUUUACGGACGUUAAUGCAGCAUCAGCAGAGCCGCAAAGGCAGGCUCCGCCUGAAAACAACCACGCGAUAUUGCCCUUGCCUACGCCAUUUGAUUAUAGGGUACGUGUAAUGCUCAGAACGCUGAGAAUGCAAUUUUGUUUUCUUUACAUUUUUCUCUUCCAUUAAAUUUCAUUACUGGUGCAGUGAUCUGCAAUAUUUUUGUUUCAAUUUAGUCAGUUUCGAUCCGCCAGCAUGAAAGCAUAAUAUAUUACCCAGAAGUGUUCUUCAAAGUUCUCCAUUCAUUCAAGUAGAUGAUUAUGCGAUUUUUGUAAUUUGAUUUGGAGUUGAAUUACCUUUUGAUUUUCUGACGCGUCUCUCUCUCUCUCUCUUUCAGCAGGCUGAAUUUACUUCGCAUGUCCAUCCCGGCCAUAGGCGACGUGGGGGAGGCAGAGGGAGCACGGUACCAUUUAUUCCUCGUCCCACUCUCUCUGUCUUACAUCCCGGCCGUUGACUUAAGUUCCCCUCAUAUGCUUGCUUCUGGGGGUGUUUCGUACAGUUAAAAACGAUUAUCAUCCCCGUUGACCUAUGACAGAGCCUUAGUUUUCUGCUCUUCAAUGAUCAGCCUUGAACACGCUAGAAAUCAUUUCCUCUACUCUCUCUCACUUCCUGCUGAUCCGUGUUUCUCCCCGCAGUUUGCUUCUAGUGCGACCCACUUCACGGAAGACUUUGACUUCACGGCAAUGAAUGAGAAAUUCAACAAGGAUGAAGUGUGGGGCCACCUCGGCAAGAGCCAUCUUCAGACCAGGGACAACAACGAGCACUAUCCCAAUGACGAUCAACCUGAAUCAUCAGAGCCCAAAACUAAGGCGAGAUAUGCCUGAAACUAAUAAUAAUGAUAAUCAUUAUUAUUGUUGCUAUAAUUUUGGAGAAUUUUGACGUGAUAUUUCCUCCUCCUGAAGCCGGUGUACGUGAAGGACGACUUCUUUGACUCGCUCUCCUGCAACGCAUUCGAUCACGCCGGACGGAACGAGAGAGCCAGGUUCUCUGAGAAGAUGAGGACGGACACUGAGGUACGAAACCUCCUCCUUCAUUCUCGCUCUCUCUCUCCCCUCUUAAACCGGAUGAAGCUGGCUCUCAGAUAUAUGGAUCCAUCCUCCUGUGAUUUCCCUCUCCCAGACAUUUGGUGAAUUUUCGCAGCACCGCCUGGCCCGUGGCGGCGGCAGGCGUGGCUACCGUGGUGGCGGUGGCGGCAGUGGUGGCAGUGGCGGUCGGGGAAGGGGCUUCUUCUAUGGCAGGGGGUAUGGGUAUGUUGGGAGGGGUCAUGGUAGCCACAACCCCCCUAACUGGGAAGCAUACUGA
Spirodela intermedia is the source of this 5070-nucleotide messenger RNA. NCBI's taxonomy places the organism in Eukaryota, Viridiplantae, Streptophyta, Magnoliopsida, Alismatales, Araceae. The record is from the annotation of a GenBank genome assembly.